CCCGAGCAUGCAGUGCUUCCCCAGCCUGGUGCUGGCCCUCAGCUCGCUGUUGGGCGCCCUGGCGCUGCUGCAGCUCUCGCUGUACCUUCGGGUGCCGUCCCGCUAUGGGAAACACGAGGAGCGGCUAUGCCGGCCGCGGGGUCGGCUGCCGGCGCGCUGCGCCUGGUUCCUGCAGGAGCUGCCCUCGUUCCUGGUGCCCGCGCUGCUACUGGUGCUGCGCAGCCCGCCCCGCCUUGAGCCGCUCGGCUGCCGCCUCCUCUGCUGCCUCUUCUGCUGGCACUACUUCUACAGGACAUUUAUUUACCCUUUCUUCACUAGAGGCAGACCUUUCCCACUCCAAUUGCUUUUCUUUGGCACGUUAUUCUGUAUCUAUAAUGGCUUCCUCCAGGGGUACUACCUGAUUUACUGCGCUGAAUAUCCCAGCGAUUGGUGCACAGACAUCAGAUUUACAUCAGGCCUCCUCUUAUUUCUGCUGGGAAUGGGAAUCAACAUUCACAGUGAUCUCCUGCUGCGCCAGCUGAGGAAACCUGGGGAAGUCACUUACAAGAUUCCUCAAGGAGGACUGUUCACUUACGUUUCUGGAGCCAACUACUUUGGAGAAAUUGUGGAAUGGUUUGGUUUUGCAAUAGCAACUUGGUCCCUACCAGCCUUCGCCUUUGCCUUUUUUACUCUUUGCUGCAUCGGGCCACGUGCUUAUCACCACCACAGGUUCUAUCUCAAGACAUUUACGGACUAUCCAAAAUCAAGGAAAGCCUUGAUUCCUUUUGUUUUUUAA
Molecule: messenger RNA, 775 nt
Organism: Calypte anna (Anna's hummingbird)
Lineage: Eukaryota; Metazoa; Chordata; Aves; Apodiformes; Trochilidae
Gene: SRD5A2
Product: steroid 5 alpha-reductase 2
Exons: 5
Coding region: 8-775 (255 amino acids)
Biological process (GO): steroid biosynthetic process
Cellular component (GO): membrane
Molecular function (GO): 3-oxo-5-alpha-steroid 4-dehydrogenase activity
Source: RefSeq, a predicted model, not a curated record